AUUCCUAACAUUUUCGAAAUCUUUUCGCGUCGUUCGAAAAAGUUCAUUUCUCAAUUUUUUGCUGACUGUGAGAAGAUGACUGCAGUUUUUCGUUCGAUGUCCGUAACAAUGCAAGCAAACUACGACUUUCCGACAAUUGUCAACCACAGCCGGGCAGUUCAGGUCCUGUGCACAAUCUUCCAAAUGGUCUUGAUCUACACCGAAUCGGCGGCCCUAUCAUUUCUCACAUUCAUCUGCUACUCGUUGCUCGUCGGCAUGCACAUGCUCCAUUUGGCUCGUAGAUGGUAUUACAAUAUUGACGGGCGGUACGAUGUUCGUCAGAUCAUCAGAGAUAACGAGAUCACGCUCAAACUUCAAUACGCUGUUGCCAUCUUCUCCCCACUGCUCCUCGGCUUCUUGUCCUGGACCUUCGUCGAGCUCAACAACGGACUCGUCCACUCGCUUUUCCAUCUUUCCGUCAUAACUCAGGUUGCCUUGGCCGUCGGACAACUUGGGCUCGAGUUCUACGAAGUGUGCAUCGCCAACAAGAGCAAAUAAAUUUUUGCUGAUAUUCUUUUUCUAUUUAAUAGCGUAUGAUAAACAAUUUUAGAGG
Messenger RNA from Caenorhabditis elegans, 592 nucleotides. It is a transcript of the gene R05D7.1, whose product is annotated as DUF7087 domain-containing protein. The record is from RefSeq and is marked reviewed. The coding region runs from base 109 to 537 and encodes 142 amino acids. The transcript has 5 exons. Lineage: Eukaryota; Metazoa; Nematoda; Chromadorea; Rhabditida; Rhabditidae.